Messenger RNA from Colletotrichum paranaense, 1026 nucleotides. RefSeq lists its product as uncharacterized. The record is from RefSeq and is a predicted model, not a curated record. The transcript has a single exon. The coding region runs from base 1 to 1026 and encodes 341 amino acids. Lineage: Eukaryota; Fungi; Ascomycota; Sordariomycetes; Glomerellales; Glomerellaceae.
AUGAAUCAGCAUGUCGAAGCUCCAGUCUUCGUUCCUUCCAACAUCAAGAAUCAAGAUUCUACAACAUCGUCCAAUGACUCGGCCUCGACCAACUCCCCAGACCUGUCAUGCCUCAGAGGAUCAGGAAUGCUUUGUACUCCGGCAGUACCAUCACCACUCCGGCCCGCCCUGAGACUCGGAUGCCCGAAUCCAAGAGCCAGUGUCAACACGACCACCAAUCCGAAUUCUGGAUGGUCGGCUGCAGCAUCACCGCUUUCUUUCGAACAGCUAUACACGGAAAAGGCUUACCUGACGGCUUCUCUGAGCACGCAGGGCGAACGCGAGAUCGACCUCAUGCGAAAGCUGUCGACCCUUCAGGAGAAUGUUGACAGCGGGUUGCCCUCUGACGAGCGCCGCAAGGCAAGAAAGAAGAUAGCUCUGCUCAAGAGCAAGAUCGUCGAUGCCACGGCGCAAAAGAAGGUCAUUCUCCUGCGGCUCGGCGAUAUCUACGUGGAGCUUCAGAGCCGCGGGGCCUGGAUGCAGAUACAACACGAACUCUACGAGAGAAGAUACGCAUGGUGGUCCGUCGAUUCACCGAGUGUUUCCGCUUGUGCUACAACACCAUCUGAUGUUACAUCGACGAUACCGACGCCGCUGGACGCGUCCUCCCCGAUCUUCUUUCCCGCGGGUUGCCAUCCGGUCUACAACACGUGGGACGUGGCGGCGGCUCGUCUUGAAGGGCAUGUGUAUGAGGUGUAUGAUGCAAGACUAGCUGAAUCGUGGGCCGAUUUCGGUCAACCUCAUGAGGUUCUCGCGGAAGACUUGGGGAAUCAUGGCUUACAAUUUAUCUUUGGUGGAAUGGUAAAGGAUUCGCGGCAGGGCGUCAACGAAGACCAGGACCAGGUAUCAAGCGAGGAGACUAAACCUCUGAUGCCAGGCAGAAGAAGUAGUCUACCUUCAUUGAAAAGCCUCUGGCGAGGGGUUGGGGGGCUAUGUAGACCAGGCGAACAGGAGAACGAGCCAGUAUUGCAAGCCUAUCAGAAUUAA